This is a messenger RNA of Prosopis cineraria, 681 nucleotides long. RefSeq names its product late embryogenesis abundant protein 2-like. Bases 107 to 514 code for a protein of 135 amino acids. NCBI's taxonomy places the organism in Eukaryota, Viridiplantae, Streptophyta, Magnoliopsida, Fabales, Fabaceae. The record is from RefSeq and is a predicted model, not a curated record. The transcript has 2 exons.
CAGCUCCAGCCUCCUCACAGACAGAACCAAUCCUCCUUGAUCCCUCCGAACAGAGACCUUCUAAUAUCAAACAGAUUCAAACACGUUCCAUUUCCAGAUCCAAACAAUGUCGUCCCAUGAGCAGAGCUUCAGAGCUGGUGAAACCAAAGGCCGAACUCAGGAAAAGGCCAACCAGGCGAUGGGCAAUAUUGGAGAGAAGGGCCAACAGGCCAAGGAGAAGGCUGCAGGGACGGCCCAGGCGGUAAAGGAUAAGGCCCAGAACGCGGCCCACAAUGUUCGUGAGAAGGCCCAAGAGAAGGGUGGAGCGGCAAAUGAGAGGGCCUCAGAGAUGGGCCAGUCCACCAGGGAGACGGCCCAAUCUGGGAAGGACAACAGUGCAGGGUUCCUGCAGCAGACAGGAGAGAGAGUGAAGGACAUGGCACAAAGUGCUACUGAAACUGUCAAGAACACAUUCGGUAUGGCCCACCAUGAUGAAGAUGAAGACUAUCCUACUUACAACCGCAGAAAUUACUAGACUGACAUUUCACUCUCUCAUAAAUAAAAGCUACUUCUUUUAAUUUUGUUGUUGUUGUUGAACUCUUUUGUUUCCUCGUAUGUAAUGUCGUAAUGCUUUUUCAAUUCAGUUUCAACCGUGUUGUAAUAUUGUUUGUUGUAUGAGUUGUGUCAAUUCCUCUUUGCAGA